GCAUGCGUCACCUUGGAGCAAGGUGACCACCGCUUUCCGAAUCCGAACUAGCGGCAUACAUCAUUCGCUUUCGGCGAGUCGCUCCGUGUUGGUUGAGUGUGAGAUACGUGUCACGAGUCGCGAGUAAUCGAGCUAAUUAAAUUGAGUCAUUAUGUCAAUGCCGAAUAGCGACCAUGAAAAAAGAAAACAAAUUUCGGUGCGCGGUAUUGUUGACGUCGAGAAUGUCGCUAACUUUAAGAAAACCUUCAAUCGGCAUCUUCACUAUACUUUGGUAAAAGAUCGUAAUGUCGCCACAAGUCGCGAUUAUUAUUUCGCCCUGGCCCACAGCGUCAAGGACAAUCUCGUGUCACGAUGGAUUCGCACCCAGCAGCAUUAUUACGAGAAAGAUCCCAAGAGAGUGUAUUAUCUGUCCUUGGAAUAUUACAUGGGAAGAUCGUUACAAAAUACAAUGAUUAAUUUGGGGAUACAAGGAGCAUGUGAUGAAGCUAUGUAUCAGAUGGGUUUGGACAUAGAAGAAUUAGAAGAACUCGAAGAAGACGCUGGGCUUGGUAAUGGAGGAUUAGGUCGCUUAGCUGCUUGUUUUUUGGAUAGCAUGGCAACAUUGGGUUUAGCCGCUUAUGGUUAUGGUAUACGUUAUGAGUACGGUAUAUUUGCACAAAAGAUAAAAAAUGGUGAGCAAAUAGAGGAGCCAGACGAUUGGCUCAGAUAUGGCAAUCCCUGGGAGAAAGCUCGACCAGAAUUUAUGUUGCCUGUGAACUUUUACGGUCACGUAAUUGACACUAGUGAGGGCAAAAAAUGGGUGAAUACACAGGUAAUUUUUGCCAUGCCCUACGAUAGUCCAAUUCCCGGCUAUAAAAAUAAUGUUGUUAAUACAUUAAGGCUGUGGUCUGCAAAGUCUCCUGUAGAAUUUAAUCUAAAGUUCUUUAACGAUGGUGACUAUAUACAGGCUGUGAUUGAUCGUAAUCUGGCGGAAAAUAUAUCUAGAGUUCUUUAUCCUAACGACAACUUUUUCGAAGGCAAAGAACUUAGAUUGAAACAAGAAUAUUUUAUGGUAGCUGCUACUUUGCAAGAUAUCAUCCGAAGGUACAAGUCUAGCAAAUUUGGCUCAAGGGAGCAUCAUAGAACUGAUUUCGAUGCCUUUCCUGAUAAAGUAGCAAUUCAACUCAAUGAUACGCAUCCCUCACUAGCUAUUCCUGAGUUGAUGAGAAUUCUUAUUGAUGUUGAAAAACUUUCUUGGGAUAAGGCUUGGGGCAUAACGACACGUACGUGCGCUUACACAAAUCACACAGUUCUUCCUGAGGCAUUAGAAAGAUGGCCCACUCAUAUGCUGGAAAGCAUUCUUCCGAGGCAUCUGCAGAUUAUUUAUGAGAUAAAUCACCUGCAUCUUCAAAAUGUUGCAGCCAAAUGGCCCAAAGAUAUAGAUCGUAUUCGUCGAAUGUCCUUAAUAGAAGAAGAAGGUGAGAAGAGAGUCAACAUGGCUCAUUUGUCAAUUGUUGGUAGUCAUGCCAUAAACGGAGUGGCUCGUAUUCAUUCAGAAAUUCUCAAAAACAGUGUCUUCCGAGACUUUUAUGAAUUGACACCGGAAAAAUUUCAAAAUAAGACAAAUGGUAUCACACCAAGAAGAUGGCUGCUACUCUGUAAUCCAAAUUUGUCUGAUAUAAUUGAAGAAAAAAUUGGUAGCGAAUGGACAGUUCAUCUGGAACAGUUGGCUCAAUUGAAAAAAUGGGCAAAGGAUCCGGUUUUUCAACGAAACGUUGUUAAAGUGAAACAGGAAAACAAAUUGCGCUUAGCCCAAAUGUUAGAGAAAGAAUAUGGCGUACAAGUUAAUCCAGCAUCUAUCUUUGAUAUCCAGGUAAAGCGUAUACAUGAAUACAAACGUCAAUUGUUGAAUUGUUUACACGUUAUUACUUUGUACAAUCGAAUAAAGAAGAAUCCAUCUGCCCAUUUUACUCCGAGAACUGUUAUGAUAGGCGGUAAGGCUGCGCCAGGUUAUCACCUGGCAAAAAAAAUUAUCAAGCUUAUUUGCAGUGUUGCUAAUGUUGUUAAUAAUGAUCCGAUUAUCGGUGAUAAACUCAAGUUGAUCUUCCUUGAAAAUUAUCGAGUGACUUUAGCUGAAAAGAUCAUACCAGCCGCAGAUCUAAGCGAGCAAAUUUCAACUGCUGGCACCGAAGCGUCUGGCACUGGCAACAUGAAAUUUAUGUUGAAUGGUGCAUUAACUAUUGGCACGUUAGACGGAGCAAAUGUAGAAAUGGCAGAAGAGAUGGGUAAUGAAAAUAUCUUCAUUUUUGGUAUGACAGUAGAGGAAGUGGAAAUUCUGCAAAGGAAAGGCUACAAUGCAUAUGAUUACUACAAUAAAUUACCGGAAGCCAAGCAGUGUAUCGAUCAAAUCCAAGGAGGAUUCUUCAGUCCGAAUAAUCCUGAUGAAUUUCGAGAUAUCGCUGACGUAUUGCUUAAAUGGGAUAGGUUUCUUCUUUUGGCUGAUUAUGAGAGCUAUAUAAAUAUGCAAGAUCAUGUCAGCAAAGUAUAUCAGGAUGAAAGUAAGUGGGUGGAAAUGGCUAUUCAUAACAUAGCAUCGUCGGGAAAAUUCUCUUCAGAUCGCACAAUCGCAGAGUAUGCACGCGAGAUUUGGGACGUCGAGCCGAAUUGGCAGAAACUUCCGGAUCCACAUGAGCCUCGUGAUAUUUAAGCAAAUCUCAUCAUAAUGAUUUUUUCCAUAAGAUAUUUCAAUAUUCCGCUUGCUUUCAUGAUUAACGGUGUCCUCCUUUAAACGAUAAUGUUUAAAGUAAUAACUAAUACUAUUCAGAUAGUAUUGCUUUGUGCGAUUGUAACUAUUUUGAAACCUAUUCUAUAACGACAAUAUAUAUCUGUCAUUACAGAAUAGACCUAUACAGCAAUUAUGAUCACACACGAAAUAGUAAAAAUUAUUAUAUGCAAAGACAUAUAUUACGACCUUGUAAUGUUUUAUGAAUAUUUGUUUAUAAAUAUGAGAGUUUAUGUAUUAAAUAUUGCCUAAAUGUGAUAUAUUUUUAAGCAUUGUUAAAAUUUUUUCAUAUUUCUUUUUUGCAAUAACGGAACAACAAUAUAAUACGCUACUCGCUACGUAUAAUUGCAACCGUUUCUUUUUUUAUUUUCUUUUUCAAAGAAAGUAGAAGUUAAAUUGACUUUAUCAUUUCUGUAAAUCAAGCCGUCUAUUUAAAUUAUUACAAAUUAGCGAAGUUAAAAUUAAGAAGUGUGUGAAUUAAAAUUGAGAGUUGAAUGAAUAUUUAACAAUUAACAUGACAUGACGUUUAUAUGCAUGCUAUAUAUAAACUGAAAAUAUUUUUUUAAUUAUAUUAAUAUUGAAUUGAACUAUUAGUUUUUCAUUUUAUAUAAAUAAAUGAAAAUGACAAUUCAAGAAAUGUUAAUUGAAAGGAUUAAAAAAAUAUAAGACCGGCAUGACAAAUUUUUCUGCAACAUGUCUUCCGAGCGAUUAUAUGAAUAUCUAUUUUGAAUCGAUGAUCAAAUCAUCUAGUCUUAAGUAUAGUCGAUAUAUUUUGUGUGUGUUAAUUAUCCAAAAUGGAUAAGGAAAUGCUCUUUUUUUUUUUCAAACAGUAGAUUUUGAAAUUUUAUGUGAUUCACUGCAGCCAUAAUAGAUUUCAAAGUUUUAAGUGAUUCGUUGCAACCAUCUUGAAUUAUAAUAUCAGAAAUAAGAAGACACAUAUUGAAAACUCUUAUAAAAUACAUUAUAAUGGAAAAACUUUAACAACAAAACAAUAAUAUGCAAUUAGUAGAAUAGGUUUUUAAAAUUUAUUUUAAAAUUUACUGAAAACUUUGUUUCGGUAAUCAAUAAAUAAACAUAUAUUUGAAUUAUAUUUUCAUUCUUAAUUAUAGAUUUUUGACAUCAGAAUUUAAAUUAGCUAGUGAACCAACAGGAGUUUGAAUCAACAAAUAAACAAAUUUGGAACAAAAA
Pogonomyrmex barbatus (red harvester ant) is the source of this 3949-nucleotide messenger RNA. It is a transcript of the gene Glyp, whose product is annotated as glycogen phosphorylase. Gene Ontology annotation, biological process: glycogen catabolic process. NCBI's taxonomy places the organism in Eukaryota, Metazoa, Arthropoda, Insecta, Hymenoptera, Formicidae. Gene Ontology annotation, molecular function: glycogen phosphorylase activity; pyridoxal phosphate binding. Gene Ontology annotation, cellular component: cytoplasm. The record is from RefSeq and is a predicted model, not a curated record.